Seminavis robusta is the source of this 1098-nucleotide messenger RNA. The record is from the annotation of a GenBank genome assembly. Lineage: Eukaryota; Bacillariophyta; Bacillariophyceae; Naviculales; Naviculaceae.
AUGGUCAAGAUUCAGUACUUAUCGGGAAUACCACCACAUGACCAGCGCAUCUUGUCUCACGGUGCUGGGCUAUUUGGUCCACAAACUCUCUCCCAGCUCCACAUUGAACAUGAAUCUACGGUACAAGUGAUGCGCAGACAGUCGGGCAUGAUCAGCUCCUUUUCGUUCAAUGAUAUGAAUGAUCCAUUGGUGCGUUAUCUCAUGCUUCCCGAAGAAGAGCGACAGGUGACACCAUUUCCCCUUGAAGCAAUUCAUCAACGACACCCACAAGCUGCGCACAAAUUUACCACAAGCUCUUUUACGUUCCAGAAAAAUUGCAAUGUGCUAAGUGCAUGUCAUCGUGCAGUGCUUGCUCAGUUUCUUGACUUCAUGUGGAGCACUCAAAUGGCCAAGAACGAUACAGCCGUUGACAUGAAGGUUGUUCUACCCGAUGAUUUGUUGGUUGAUCUGCUUCGUCCCUUUGCGGAUCGUUGUCAAGAUCAGCAUGAGGAACAGUGGAGUCCUAAACAAGUCUUUGACAAGCUCGACAACAUGCGACAUUGGCGUACUCCCAAGAUUGCCUUGCGCAUGACCAAAGGACCCACAAAAGCCUGUAUCAACUUUCAUCAAGAUGGAGACUACGCCACCUACACGAUGCAACUUGCACUGAACGGUCCAGAGCAAUACCAAGGGGGCAAGCUGUGCUUUUUUUCCAACAAUCGGCUUGAGGUCUUGACUCGGCCUGCUGGUUCUUUGGUGGGCCAUCCUCGAGAGCUUCUCCAUGCCGUCACGGCACUUACUGGAGGGGUUCGCAAGAGUCUGUUUCUGGUGGAUGAAUCGAAUGGGCUCGGCGACAAAGAUGUCAUUACGGCCUCUCAAGAAGAUGUCAGCGCAUUUGGGAUUCAGACCUUGCAAGUCUCUGCUCUUUCUGCUUUCUUCAAUUUCCCAGCCAGAAUUGCAAUGGUUGUUGGAACAAAUCUUUGUGCACGAAAUGCGCCCAGCUAUUCGGGGAAUGUCCCGUCUGUUGCAUGGUUUAGAUGGUUGGCAAUGACAAUCUUGAAUCAUGCACUGUUGGGCCAAAGCGGAAGCGUGACUCCGUUUCGGCCGAGGGUCGGGUGA